Rotaria sordida is the source of this 978-nucleotide messenger RNA. The record is from the annotation of a GenBank genome assembly. NCBI's taxonomy places the organism in Eukaryota, Metazoa, Rotifera, Eurotatoria, Philodinida, Philodinidae.
AUGCCAAUCUGCUGGCCUUACACAUUGCUUUACUUGAGUAUUCAUAUUGUUGUCUUCUUCGUUAUUAACAAACGCUUGGUAGCUGGCCGUUUAUAUAUACCAAAGAAGAAUUUAACCAAUCAAACUGUUAUAGUUACAGGUGCAGCUUCAGGCAUAGGACGAGUUACUGCUCUUGAAUUAGCUAAACAACAAGCACGUGUUAUUGUUGGUAUACGUGGUCAAGAAAGAGCUGAACAUGUCGCUCAACAAUUAAGCAAAGAAUCUCAUGGAAACGUUAUUGGUUAUCAUCUGGAUCUAAGUGAUUUAGCAAGUGUCAAAGUAUUUGCUGAAAAGAUUGAUAAAGUUGAUAUUUUGAUUAACAAUGCCGGAGUUAACAAAAAACAUAAAGAACUGACUAACGAUGGUCUGGAAAGUACUUUUGGAACAAAUCAUAUCGGUCAUUUCUAUUUAACUCAACUUCUUCUUCCUUUACUUAUUCAAUCGAAUGGACGAAUUGUCAAUGUGAGCAGCAUUAUGCACAUCCUUGCUAAUGAAAACAUUGAUUUUUCAAAAACCAAUGCGUACAAUACUAUGCUAGUAUAUGCUGAAUCAAAAUUAGCCAAUAUCCUACAUAUUGUUGAAUUGCAAAGACGUUAUGGUGCAUCACAUAGUAAACAAUCAUUUGAUGAAGUAAUUAAAUUUCGUUGUUAUUUUGAUAUUAAAGAAGAAAAUAUAGAUAAUAAAGGAAAUUUUACUUUACCAUUUGUACUGAGAUGUUUGGAUUUACUUCUUGUUCAAGGAAGUAAUGUUCGCGCUAGUGAUACACAAUUACUUGAUCUACUUUUUUUCGUAAUAAUGAAAUGUAAAUUUGAUAGUUAUCCAUCUCCUCGUCUUUCAAUGGAUAAAAUUUUUCAAGAAUAUAAUCGAGUGCUUUUAGAAGAUAAUGAUCCCCAACAUGAUUCAUCCGAAGAAGCCCCAGGUCGAAGAAUCCGACAAUAA